AAUGAAAGAAGAAGACCAAGAAAACAAAGCGGACUGUGAAGAAGCAUGCCACCUCAGGAGACCAAGAAUCUUCAAGAUGGCGCCGGUGAGGUCGGCUGCCGUCACGACUGCUCCGACCACCUUUUCUUUGUUUUUGUUCUUUAAGUUAGUUUUUACCGUUUUUUUAAAACCAGUCAAAUUACCACCAUGGAGCACAUUAGGUAUGAUAGAGACACUCUUGUUUCUAUUGGUAUACAAUGUACUUACAAUUCGACGUUUUUAACUCCGGAUCCGAGCUGGCCGAGUGAGAUCCUGAGGGAAAACAAAGGACGCGACGCGAAGCGGCGGCCUCGAGGCAAACGAGCCGGCGUCAUUAACAGGCUGAGAGCCCGUGCACACCGCACACCUCUGCCUAGCAUCCUGCUCGCCAACGUCCAGUCACUGGAGAACAAGCUCGAUGACCUCAGGGCCAGGAUAAAGUUCCAGAGAGACAUUCGGGACUGCAAUCUCCUCUGCUUCACCGAGACAUGGCUGAACCCAGCGGUGCCGGACCACGCCAUCCAGCCGGCCGAGUUCUUCUCGGUUCACCGCAUGGACAGGACACGGGACUCGGGGAAGUCAAGUGGAGGCGGCGUGUGUUUAAUGGUGAACAGCAGCUGGUGCAACAGCGCGAGCGUUAUUCCUCUCACACGCUCCUGCACACCAAAUCUGGAGCUACUGUCCAUCAUGUGUCGUCCUUUUUACCUUCCUCGGGAGUUUACAUCGGUCAUAAUCAGUGCCGUUUAUAUUCCACCACAAGCGGACAUGGACACUGCCUUAUGCGAGCUGCAUGAGGCACUCACACAGCACCAAACACAACACCGGGACGCUGCGCUUAUUGUGGCGGGGGACUUUAAUAGUGCCAACCUCAAACGCGCAGCGCCGGACUUUUAUCAGCAUAUCACCUGCCCCACCAGGGGCGAAAGGACACUGGAUCAUUGCUACACCACAGUCAAGGACGGCUACAAGGCACAAUCUCGCCCUCCGUUGGGUAAAUCCGACCACGCCGCCAUCUUCCUCAUGCCAAAAUACAAACAAAGGCUGAAACAGGAAGUUCCGGUUCAGAGGGAGGUCGCGCGCUGGACGGACCAAUCGAUGGCCGCGUUACAGGACGCACUCGAUGACGCAGACUGGGACAUGUUCAGAAACAGCUCCGAUGGUGACGUCAGCGUGUUUACGGAAGCGGUUGUGGGAUUCAUUGGGAAACUAGCGGAUGAUACCGUGGAAAAAAAGACUAUUAAAACGUUUCCCAACCAGAAGCCGUGGGUGGAUAAAACCAUCCGCGACGCUCUGAAAUCUCGCACCGCUGCCUACAACACGGGACUCACGUCGGGGGACAUGGAACCGUACAAGGCUGCGUCAUACAGCGUCCGGAAGGCGGUGAAAGAGGCGAAGCAGCGCUACGGGAGGAAACUAGAGUCACAACUCCAACAGAGUGACUCUAGGAGCCUGUGGCAGGGAUUAAGGACAAUUACUGACUAUAAAGCACCAACAUCCGUUAUGAUAAACGUAGACGUGACUCUGGCAGAUGAGCUGAACACUUUCUAUGCUCGCUUCAAGGCUGCAGCUAAAGAAGCUAGCGAUGCUAAUGCUAGCGGCGCUAAGGGCUGCAGACAGGUAGUCACUGCCAGCACCGGAAGCGCGUUCAUCAUCACAGAGCAUGACGUGAGGAGAGCCUUCAAGAGAGUGAACACCAGGAAAGCAGCAGGACCAGACGGCAUCUCAGGCCGUAUUCUUAGAGCCUGCGCAGACCAGCUAGCACCUGUGUUCACUGAGAUAUUCAACAUCUCUUUAUCUCAGUCGGUGAUCCCCACAUGCUUCAAAAAAGAAACUGCAGGAGAAUGUUCCGGCGUCUCCAUCAGCAAGCUCAAGCCCACCACUCAACCUUCAGAAAGUUAGGAAUAAAGUAGCGGAAUAGUGUUUAGGUAAAUCUCAAAUGUUUUAAUAUAGUUUUUUGUUCCAUUAGACACUAAGCAACUCCAGGAGUUGCAGACUUUGGACAAACUUGUUGGACAUCCACCACAAGAGUAAAUUGAUGUAGCCGAUGAGAAAGAUCUUUUCCUGGCUUUGGCUUGUUCUUGUAGCCCUUACACACAGCAAGCAACCAGUUUUUCCUUUUUUGACUGAUUCAUUUCACUGGAAGAUUGUCACUUUGUGUAACUCCUGUAUAAAUCAUACUUUAAGUUCAUCAGUGUGACACUUAAUAUCUUUGUCAGGUUGUGUAACAUUUUGUAUCAUUUAGUGUCUUGAUUUGCUGAAAGUUGAUUUGUCUGGAGCAGUUUUACACAGAUAACGUGUUAAAAUCAAAACCAGCUUUAUCUUGUAAUAAAUCAACACUAUUAUCGCAACCUAUAAUUUAAGUAAUGCUGUCAGUGUUUUAAGAAGAAGAGUUUAUGACAGAUUUAAAGCCGUGUGUGUGUUGUAUAACAGAAUAACAGUUUUCUCGAACUCUUGCUGUUUAUAGAUGUUUACAUCAUGACAGCUUGUAUCAUGUGCUAAUUUUACUAGAUUAUGACACUGUGUAAAAGUCUUAGGCACCCUGUGUUUAUAUAUAUGUUUAUGUUAUGACUCAAUUAUUAAGUCAGUACAAAGGAACAUUUCUGAUUUCCAAACAUUAGUAUUCCAGUAAAAAAAAAAAAUAAUAAUAAUCUUACAGGAAAAAUAAAAAGUAGUGUAAUACUGUAUUCUCUCACAGUAUUCACGGUAUCUCAUGGCAUGGUCUCAA
Messenger RNA from Clarias gariepinus (North African catfish), 2743 nucleotides. RefSeq lists its product as uncharacterized. The transcript has 2 exons. Gene Ontology annotation, molecular function: catalytic activity. The coding region runs from base 187 to 1917 and encodes 576 amino acids. The record is from RefSeq and is a predicted model, not a curated record. Lineage: Eukaryota; Metazoa; Chordata; Actinopteri; Siluriformes; Clariidae.